Molecule: messenger RNA, 8056 nt
Organism: Myripristis murdjan (pinecone soldierfish)
Lineage: Eukaryota; Metazoa; Chordata; Actinopteri; Holocentriformes; Holocentridae
Gene: stab2
Product: stabilin 2
Exons: 69
Coding region: 48-7715 (2555 amino acids)
Biological process (GO): cell adhesion
Molecular function (GO): hyaluronic acid binding; calcium ion binding
Source: RefSeq, a predicted model, not a curated record
GUGACUGAAAAAAAAAACAGGCAGGCAGAGGGUUAGUGACAGGAGACAUGGCGUCUUGGUGUCAAGCUUCAGCUCUCCUGCUGUUCACGGUGUUGCUGCUGGGGACAGGCCUGCACGAUAUGGUGUCUGCCGCAUCAGAUCAGAACUUCUGCACCAAUACAACGGUAAUCAAAACAAGGACGGCGUGUCAUUCCUGUAGCAUCAGUCUGUUGAUCCCCUGCCCCACUGGCUUCAAGAAAACCCCCAAUACUGUUUCACAGGACUGCAAGUACCACAUAAGGAGUGCAACUUUGCAGCUUGCCAUCAAAGGCUGCUCUUUUGAAUGCUACAAAGAAAUCGAGGCAAAGAGGUGCUGUCCAGGGUACUGGGGCCAAGACUGCAUUGAGUGUCCAGAACAUGCAAGCAUGCCUUGUAACAAUAAUGGAGUCUGCUCUGAUGGAAUGGGGGGUAAUGGAACCUGCAGCUGUAAGGAUGGCUAUACAGGAACUGCAUGUGAAGACUGUGCACCAAACAGAUAUGGUUCCACCUGUGGCUCAGUGUGCACAUGUGUACAUGGAUUGUGUAAUGCUGGUGUACGUGGUGAUGGGAUAUGCACCUGUUUCUCUGGGUACAAAGGCCCCAACUGUGACCAAGAACUGCCAGAGUGUGCCGCCCUCAGUUGCCCUGAGAACUCUCGCUGCAUGGAGGAAGCCCUCACAGGGAAGCUUGUGUGUAGAUGCAAGACUGGCUACCAGAUGUCAGGAACAGAGUGCAUAUCCAUAAACCCGUGUCUACAGAGCAUCUGUCAUCCCCAUGCUACCUGUGUCCACACUGGUCCCAACAAACACCUCUGUACCUGUGCUGAGGGCUACAGCGGGGAUGGCCGUGUGUGUAUGGGUAUUGACCCAUGCCAGACCAAUCACGGCGGCUGCUCAGCCCUCAGCACCCGUUGUGUGUACGAUGGACCUGGAAAGUUUCACUGUGAGUGUCUUGCUGGGUUUGACAAUCUUGAGAGAGGGGUGAGCUGCAGCCUAAAGGAGGCCUGUAAACCUGACUCCUGCCACAAGAACGCCAACUGUACUACUGUGGCACCGGAACGUGUCGAGUGCACCUGUCAUCAUGGUUACCUUGGGAAUGGGAAAGUUUGCUAUGGCAACAUCAUGCAGCGCCUCAAUGAUUUGAAUACAGAGCCUGGUGGCCAGUGGACCGGUCAGCUCAGCAAUGCCAUCACACUCUUUGGUUCCCUUUCUUGGCCUUUGCGCAACUUGGGCCCUUUCACUGUUUUCAUCCCUAUCAAUAAAGGCUUCCGGGGAACUUCGCCAAAGACCAUAAUGGCUGAUUCCUCCAAAGCUAAAUACUGGUGCAAGCUGCACAUGGUUGCUGGGGAGAUACCUUUUGACACGCUGAAGAAAAUGGACGUCUACUACACUUUAACUGGCAAAGCUGGCGAAACUGACACCACAGAUGGGGAUGCACAGACAAAAAUCCGGAUCCAUGGCAGCAGGAAGAAGGGCACGAUCCUCCAGUCUGAUGUCAUUGCAUCCAAUGGGAUGAUUCAUAUCAUCAGCAAGCUGAUGGACAGUGUGUCACCCACUGUGGAAAGUGAUAAAGAGGAGAACCUGAUGAAGAUUCUAUCAGACAACGGCAAAUUUGCCAAGUUCAAGUCUUUAUUAGAAAAAACCAACAUGGCGUCUCUCAUGGAUUUGCCCGGUCCAUUCACUGUGUUUGCCCCCACCAGCACUGCCUUUGAUGCCAUGAUGGAGGGACACCUGCAGUACCUUAGCUCUGCUGAAGGCUACAUCAAGCUGGUGGAGCUUCUAAGGAACCACAUAGUAGCCUCCAGUGCAUUGGAGGUCUAUAAUGUUGUGUCCAGCCCUAGAGUUGUGACCAGGGCCAAUCAGGUUCUAUCAUUUAACGUGACAGAAAACGGUCAGAUUCUAGUCAAUGGAAUGGCGGUGCUGGAGGCUGAUGUGGAGGCAAAGAACGGACGCCUCUAUUCGGUGGAUGGAGUUUUGAUCCCAUCCUCCAUUGAGCCAGUGCUUCCCCAUCGGUGUGACACCACAGAGACAAAGAUAGUUAAGGGUGAAUGUGUCAGUUGCUCAAAAGCUAAACUGGCGAAAUGCCCCUCUGGAGUUUUCAUGGACUCCUCCAUUUAUGGCUGUGUGUACUCCCUCAAGAUAGGCCGGCCAGCCUUGAAUAUCCCUGCCACUGGCUGCUCACCCCUCUGCAAUACAACCAUCACGACACCAGCAUGUUGUAGGGGCUUCUAUGGUCCAGAGUGCAGCAUGUGUCCUGGGGGAUUCCAGACGCCCUGCUCUGGUCAUGGCCAGUGUAUGGAGGGAAUUGAAGGAAAUGGAACCUGUAUCUGUGAGCCCAACUUCAGAGGCUCCCGAUGCCAGUACUGCUCCAGUCCCAACAAAUAUGGACCUAACUGUGACAAAACCUGCACCUGUAUCCACGGCCAGUGUGAUAACCGUCCAGAGGCGGACGGGCGGUGUAAAGUGGACAGCUGCAUGCCAGGCUACACCGGUGUGUACUGCGAGCGCCAGACACGGGCCUGUGGAGUCCAAGUUGAGUUCUGCCACGCCCACGCAGACUGUGACUUCAACCAGGGGGCAACAAAGUGUGUAUGUAAACCUGGCUACGAGGGUGAUGGUAUCAUUUGUGUGGAAAAAGACCCGUGCGCCCUACCUCUUCGGGGCGGCUGCAGCAUAAAUGCCAAGUGUACAAAGACAGGACCUGGUACACACUCAUGCCAGUGUCUAGCAGGGUGGAGGGAGGAUGGGGAUGAGUGCCAGCCCAUCAAUACAUGUAACAACCCUGACAGGGGUGGCUGCCACCCGAAUGCCACCUGUAUCUAUAUAGGCCCUGGGCAGAGCCAGUGUAUGUGUAAGGUGGGCUACAGAGGUGAUGGGAGAGACUGUGUCGCAGUCAAUCAGUGUGUGACCCAAAACGGAGGUUGCCAUUAUUUGGCCAGCUGUCGCCUGAUGUCUGGUCAGUGGAAGUGUGUGUGUGAGGAAGGAUAUGUAGGCAAUGGAGAGGUUUGCUACGGCACUGUUGAACAGGAGUUGAUGGCUCUCCCAGAGGCCUCAGAUUUCAUCACAUGGGUGACGGAAUCGGGGCUGUCUCGGUCUCUGUCAGAGCUGAACAUCACACUGCUUAUGCCAACUUCAGCAGCCAUUGCUGCAUUGUCUCAGGAUGACAAAAACUUCUGGACCACAAAGGGCAAUCUGCCAAGCCUCAUCAGAAAUCAUAUGAUCCCAGGCAACUAUCCAUUAUCCAUGCUGCGCAUCACUUCCCCAGCACAAGUAACGUCCCUUCUCAAGACAACACAUGCUAUUUCUACCACCAAUGAGUCCACAGCACUAGGGGGAGCAACCAUCACAACAGCAAAUGUAGCUGCAACCAACGGACUCAUACAUGUUAUUGAUAAGGUUUUGGUUCCUGAGAGGAAACUGAGUGAUGGACUACUGACGCUGCUUGACCUGAGGCCAGAGUUUUCUCUCUUCAGAUCUUGCCUCAUUGAACAUAACCUGACAGAUGAGAUUGAGCAGGCAGAUGGCUACACAGUCUUCGUUCCAGUAGACAGUGCUAUCAAAGAUUACCUCACAAAAAUGGCUGCAACUUCAAUGGAUGUGAACACAACACGCUACCAUGUUGUACUGUCAGAACGACUUCUGAAGACAGACCUGCAGGCUGGCGGCUAUAAAGAGACCAUGCUGGGCUUCUCCUACCAGCUGGGCAUCUUCCCCAGAGACGGAAAGUUGUUUAUCAAUGAGGCUCAACUCAAUGUAUCCAACAUAAUGAGUGAGAAAGGGGUAAUCCACGGCCUGUCGUCAGUUCUGAUGAUCAACAGGAAUCGCUGCGACGAUAUACAAGACCAGCAGAUUCUUGGAACCUGCAAGGAUUGUUUCUUCCCACAAGGCAAGGUCUGCCCAAAUGGAACAACCCCAAUGAAAUCAGUACGAAAGAAGAAGUGUAUGUUCAGCCAGAUGUAUGAUGGGGAACGACUGCUCACCAUCGGCUGCAGGUUUACCUGCAUAAAGAAAAACAUUAUGCACAAGUGCUGUAGUGGGUUUUUUGGAGAGCAUUGUGAGCCAUGUCCCGGGCCUAAGGGUCAGCCUUGCUUUACGAAUGGGGUGUGUCUUGAUGGGACUAAUGGGACAGGUAUCUGCCAGUGUAACCAAGGUUUCAGUGGAACAGCAUGUGAAACCUGCCAGGCUGGCAAAUAUGGUGUCCACUGUGAUCAAGAGUGUGCAUGUAAAAACGGCCAGUGCAACGACGGACUGAAGGGGGAUGGGACGUGCGAGUGUGACGUGGGGUGGAAAGGCAUCCUCUGUGAUGAAAAGAUUGAAUCUACAGCUGAUGAGCUCUGUGGCUCGGUGAAGUGCCAUACUAGUGCAAACUGUGUCAUCAAGCCAUCUGGUAUGCAGUGUAUAUGCGCUGCUGGGUUUGAGGGCAACGGCACCUAUUGCAAAGCUAAAGACCCCUGUGCAGUGGGUAAUGGGGGCUGUAGUCUUUAUGCAGUAUGUAAGAGGACUCUCCCAGGCCGUCGAGACUGUGUGUGCAAUCCAGGAUAUGCUGGUGAUGGCCUUGUGUGUGUGGAGAUAAAUCCCUGCCUGGAAGGAAAUGGAGGCUGUCAUGUCAAUGCCGACUGUAUUCACGUUGGACCCAACAAAACAUCCUGCACUUGCAGUCAAGGCUACUCUGGAGAUGGACAGAACUGUAAGAUGACUGAUCUCUGUCGAAAGAAAAAUGGGGAGUGUCACAGGUUUGCCAGGUGUAACACGACCAGCCCGGGUGUACGUACGUGCACGUGUACCAGUGGCUUCAUAGGAGAUGGUAUUAGCUGCAAAGGCACAGUGGGAAAGGAACUUAUCAGCAGGAAAUUAAGAGACUUUUACCUUGGCUUGAUGAUAGCUGAGAUCUCCUUGAAAGGCCGUGGCCCUUUCACCGUCUUCGCCCCAACUGCUGAGGCGUUUGCAAAGGAGCGAAACGGCAGUGGCAAGAUAAAAGCUAUGCUGUUGGACAAGCGUAAAGAGAGGUACAUUGACGUCCUCCGCCACCAUAUUGUGAUGUGCCACACCCUCCUGGCCAGCGAUCUGACCCGACCCAGAAAUCUGACUAGCAUGGCCGGGGAGAUCUUAACCACCUCAUUCUCCCAGGGAAAUAUCUUCAUCAACCAGGCAAAUGUGACACACACUGAUGAUCUCAGUGUCAAUGGGAUCAUCCAUGAGAUUGACACUAUUCUGAUUCCGCCGAGUGUAGGGAACCAGAGGGAACCAGAUGUGCCACUCAACCUGACAGAUGUGGCAGAUCUCCAUGGUUACAAGACCUUCUACAAACUGCUAGAGGACACGGGUGUGAUGGACAUGGUGAACGAUGGCAUGAACCAGCCAGUGACUGUGUUCCUGCCCUCAGAUCGAGUCAUGGCCUCCCUGCCCCAGGAGCAGAAGGACUUUCUCUACCAUCAGCACAACAGACCACAGCUGCUGGAGUACCUCAAGUACCACAUCCUUCAGGUCAAAAAGGUUUACGCUGCAGAGCUGAUCCACCUGGACUCAGGCAGGACUCUGCAGGGCUCACAGCUCACGUUUAGCUGUGGAGGACUGGACAGCAUCGGAGAAAUCUUCGUUAAUGACGGAAAGUGCCGGAUCAUACAGAGACACCUCCAGUUCAGCGGGGGAAUCGCCUAUGGGAUCGACUGUCUGCUGACUCCACCCAGCCUGGGGGGUCGAUGUGAUGAACAGAAAAGCAUCGAGCUUCAGAUGAAUUGUGGGCCAUGCACCUCCUCAUCAACUCGCUGUCCUGGUGGGGCAAAAGUAAAGGAGGUGCUGAAGUGUGACCUGCCCAUGAUGUUUGUCAGUAAGAACGCGGGCUGUCAGUCCAUUUGUAUGCUCAACUUCUGGCAGCCCAAGUGCUGUGCUGGCUACUAUGGACGAGACUGUCUGGUUUGUCCAGGUGGGGUGGAGGCACCUUGCAGCAGCCAUGGAAAAUGUGAUGAUGGUCACCUUGGCAAUGGCACCUGUAAGUGCGACACAGGUUUCCAGGGCGUGUCCUGCGAGCACUGUAGCGAAGGACACUAUGGACCGACCUGCAAGGCCUGUAACUGCACAGAGCACGGCUCGUGUGACGAGGGCCUGAAGGGGAGGGGCUCCUGUUUCUGUGAGCCAGGCUGGACCGGGGAGCGCUGUGAGACUCAGCAAGCUGAGGUCUUUGUGUGCUCCCCACCCUGCUCUCCAAAGGGAGUGUGUCAGGACAACAACACUUGUGUGUGUCGGCCUUUCUAUGAGGGAGAUGGCUACACAUGCACAGUCAUGGACAUGUGCAGCACCUGGAACGGCGGCUGUGCUAAGGGUGCAAAGUGUGUUCAGAAAGGGGAGAAGGUGACCUGCACUUGUCCAAAGGGCCACAAAGGAGAUGGUUUCACCUGCCAGCCCAUUGACCCGUGUGCAUCUGAGGACAACGGGGGCUGUCAUGAGCAUGCCACCUGCACCAUGACAGGACCGGGAAAAAAGAUGUGCACAUGCAAGGACAACUACAUUGGUGAUGGUGUGACCUGUGAAGUCAAAGAACUACCAAUCAAUCGCUGUCUCCAGGACAACGGGCUGUGUCACCAAGAUGCCAAGUGCACUGACCUUCACUUUGAGGAUGCCACACUGGGUGUGUUCCACUUGCGUUCAGAUAAGGGUCAGUACAAGUGGAACUACACCGCUGCACAGCAAGCCUGCACUGCAGAGGGAGGCACCCUGGCCACAUACACCCAGCUCUCCUAUGCACAGCAGGGCGGCUUAAACAUGUGUUCUGCUGGUUGGCUGGAUGAGGCCAGGGUGGCCUACCCCACCACGUAUUCCAACCCUAACUGCGGUUUUGGACAUGUGGGCAUUGUGGACUAUGGGACUCGCAAAAACCUUAGUGAGACAUGGGACACCUUCUGCUACAGGGUCAAAGAGGUGAAAUGUGAGUGUAAGCUGGGCUACAUUGGCGAUGGCUACACCUGUACAGGAAACCUUUUGCAGGUCCUGAGCUCCACACCCUCCUUCUCCAACUUCCUCACUCAAAUCCUGAACUACUCCCAGAACUCUGCGUCAGGGAAGGAGUUUGUGAAGCGCCUCAGUAAUCUGACUGUCCAGUCAACUUUGUUUGUACCCGACAACACAGGCCUGUCUGAGAACCAGACUCUGACUCAGAGGGACAUAGAGUACCACCUCUCGGAGGGCCAGGCUCUGGCUCUUAGUGAGCUGAAGAACGGCAGUCGCAUCAGAACCCGCCUGGGCAGCCUCACCGUCCUGGGCAUCGCAGACUUCCUCAACCCCAAGACUCUGACCUCCCGUUACAUCAACGAUCGCUUCGUCACAGACUCUGACAUCGUGGCUUCCAACGGCAUCAUCCACGUGCUGCAAGGACCUCUGACAGCCCCGCCUCCUCGGCAAGCACUCCAUGCGGCACACAAGGCAGGGAUGGGAGUUGGAGUUGUGCUGCUGGUUACGCUCGUGGUCGGGGUCAUCUUUGUUGGCUACCACUUCUAUACCCACAAAACCAAACCCUUCCAGUUCCACUAUUUCAAGGAUGAAAAUGAGGACGAGGCCUCACAUCCAGACUGCAGCCCUAAUGUCUGUAACCCAGUUUAUGAUGCAGCUCCAGACCCAGUUGAGCCCAGCCCCGCUGACAUCCCUACAGAGGACAAGCACGAGGUGGUGAACGGUGGUUCCUAUGAUCUGCUUCAGGACAGCUGAGAGGGACCCAGCUCCAUUGCUCUGCUGGUGGAACUGGAUCAAGAUCCCUGUUACCCAUCAUUAGCUCUGCGGAGUGGAAGGGUAAACACAACCUGGGCUUAUCGUGAAGAGGAAGAAUGUGCAGGAGACACAGGAUUUGGGGUUUGGGAUUUGAAGUCAAAUUGACUGUGCUUUAUCUCCUCAUUCCUUCUCCCUGGUUUUAAAUCUCAAAGUGCGCUUCUGAUGGACUAAAUGACUUGUCAGCUUUUUUUCUUUCUUUUAUACUGAAUGUACCGUCUAAAUAAAUGCAGAUCCCGGAGAAAGCCAAUGACUACACUGCUGUGCCAGACUUAAUAUCCCUG